This is a messenger RNA of Candida dubliniensis CD36, 1071 nucleotides long. RefSeq lists its product as uncharacterized. Gene Ontology annotation, cellular component: kinetochore. NCBI's taxonomy places the organism in Eukaryota, Fungi, Ascomycota, Pichiomycetes, Serinales, Debaryomycetaceae. The record is from RefSeq and is a predicted model, not a curated record. Gene Ontology annotation, biological process: protein localization to kinetochore; attachment of mitotic spindle microtubules to kinetochore; kinetochore assembly. The transcript has a single exon. Bases 1 to 1071 code for a protein of 356 amino acids.
AUGUCUGAAAUAACGUCUCAAGAAUUGAAAGAUGAAUUAUCAUCUAUUCAAGAAAAUUCUGUCAAUUAUUCAAUUUUAACAUCUGAACAAGAUUUCCAUAAUGCCAAUAUUAAACUCAGCAAUCCUAAAUUAAUUAAAGAUGAAUUAUUACAUUAUCAAAAUAUUUUCUCCAAAUUGAAAUUUUUAUAUUUAGAACAAGAAACAAGAGAUAUUUUCCUAAGAGAAAUAUCUGAAAUCAAUUAUAAACUACCACCAAAAGAUAAAAAUUUCAUUAAUGAUUCUGAUUUCCAAUUAUUGGAACAAGAAACUCAAAUUAGUAAACAACGAUUAAAACAUAAUAAACAAGACAUGUAUAAGAAAAUAUCUCAAUUAGAAAGAAUCACCAAUGAAACCGAUUUAUUAUAUACAAAUUAUAAUAAUCGAUGCCGACAAAUUCAAGAAUCAAUUAAUGAAGAAGUCAAUUCAUUAGAAAUGAAAAUUGAUGAAUUAGUCAAUCAAAAUGAAGAUAAUCAUACCAUAAUGGAAUAUAUGAUGGAUUCUCGACCUUCAUCAGUUAGUGAAAUGAUAUCACUGCAAGAUAAAGAUAUUUUAAAACAAGAUGCCAUAGAUAAAUUACAUGAAAUAAAUAAAGAUAUAAAUGAUACCACAACCCAAUAUAAAAAUAGUUCCCAUCAAAUUGAAACAAUUAGUAAUAAAUUAAAUGAUUUGAAUAAAAUUUUGAAUGAUUUACAACCUAUGGAUUAUAAAGAUGAUAAAUUACAAAAAUAUACUAAAUGGUGUAUAGAGAUGAAUGAGAUAUUGACAAAAUUAAGUGUUGUUGAUAAAAUUGAAUUGAAUCAAGAAGAAGAAAAACCCCAUUCACAAAAUGAAUAUUGUUUAAGUAUAAAUUGGAGUAGUGGUAACGGCCAAAAUAAAUUGGUUAUAAAGUAUCAUGAAGGAGAUUGGAAGAUUACUUCAUUACAAGGAUUUAAAGGUAAUAAUACUAAGAUUAUAUCAAGAAUAAAUUCACUAGGCAAUCAAAAUGAUUUUUUCAAAGCAAUUGCUCAAUUUAUUAUUGAAUUAACUGGAUAA